CGCGAGAUCGGAAUCCCCCAAUGUUUCCAGCAGCAAGUCUCGCGUUUUUUUUUGUGCUGGAGAUUUAUUAAAAUUUCGAUCAAUUAAUUAAUUGUAAAAGUUUAAGCUAGCAUUUCUGUGUGUAUUAUUUUUAAAAAAUUAUAAAUAUGCCUAAACAAAGACCAAGCAAGACCUCAUCCGAAGGGGAGCAUGAUCCAAAACCAUUACGAGAAAGACAAUCAGAACAAACACCAGAAACAGUAAAUGACAACAGCUUUUCUCCAAAUAAUAAUGCGGACCAAGACCAAGAUCACGAUCUUACGGAAGAGUCGGAAAUAGAAUCGAGAAAGUUGAAAGAACGAGAAAGGAAACACGACUCGGGCGCAGUUGACCUAGAAAAAAUUACAGAUUAUGCGGAAGAAACAGAAAUCACUGCUUCAGAUCUCAGUGGGGUGAGGGAAUUAAUCGCAACAGAAAUGGCGGAAAGGCUCCGUAAAGAAAAGGAGUUGAUGCUCAUUAAAAUAAAGAAGGAAGAUGUUGAACUAAUAGUCACUGAGCUGGAAAUGUCAGCCGAACGAGCAGAGCGAGCCUUGAGGGAGCAUGGAGGCAAUCUAUUAGAGACUUUGGGUGCUCUAACAAAUUAAUGUUUAUAAGUAAUCUAUAUAUUUCUCUUUAAAUCGGAUAGAGUGAAUAUGAAUAUGGCAUAAUAAUUCUUCCUUUCCAUUCUUUAAAGUCUUCGUGUGUGUAAAUCCUAAUUACAAACUAAACUCAAUUUUCGUAUAUAAAUAAAUUUUUGAUAUAAAAUGUGAACCUUA
Molecule: messenger RNA, 794 nt
Organism: Folsomia candida
Lineage: Eukaryota; Metazoa; Arthropoda; Collembola; Entomobryomorpha; Isotomidae
Product: huntingtin-interacting protein K
Exons: 3
Coding region: 147-623 (158 amino acids)
Biological process (GO): negative regulation of apoptotic process; protein stabilization
Source: RefSeq, a predicted model, not a curated record